Messenger RNA from Funneliformis caledonium, 871 nucleotides. The record is from the annotation of a GenBank genome assembly. Lineage: Eukaryota; Fungi; Glomeromycota; Glomeromycetes; Glomerales; Glomeraceae.
AUGCCAUUCUCAAAGAUCUUUUCCGGUGAUUUACCAGAACUAACAUUUUAUGUUAUAAAAUAUUUACGAAAUGAUUUAAAAUCACUUUAUUCAUGUAUUUUGGUCAAUCGAUUUUUAUGUCGAAUGACUAUUCCAAUACUCUGGGAGAAACCAUUUGCAUUGAAAUGUCUAAAUGGAAAGCGUUUCGAUUUCCUUGAAGUUUACUUUUCAUUUUUUAGUGAAUUAGAUAGAAAUCAGUUAAUAAAAUUUGGGGUUAAAUUCAAACGUAUUUCAACCCCUUUAUUUAUUUAUCCCUCCUUUAUUAAAUCACUUGAUACAUAUCGAAUGGAAUUGCAUGCAAUUAAUUGGGCAAAUAACCUUGAUGCCGAUAUUACAUCAUCUCCUUCCACAAUCAAAGUUGAACCGGAUGAUAUCACUUUUCUUGAUAUUGGAAAGGAAGUGGAAAUCGGAUAUAAUGAUAUAAGGUUAAAGAAAUUUGUUGAUAUGAUUUGUAGCUUAUUAUUGAAAUCUUUUAUGAUCAAUAACGCUUCCUUAAAAGAUUUUAAUCUGAAAAUCACUACUUCUCAUGGUCUUUUUUUACCUAAAUUCUUUCAAUUGAUUUUUAAUAAUACAACAUUUGUGUCAAAUGUCGAAAAGUUUAGCAUUGGUUUCAUUGCGAACCCUAAUGUUUCAAAAUUUUCUCAACUCGAAUCACUUUUAACAUCUUUACCAUCUUCAUUACCUUUUGUUAAACAUUUUCAUAUUUCUUACCUUUCUAGAAGCAAAGUUUUGAAGAAUGAAACGAAAUCAAGAACACAUAUUUUAUCAUUAAAAAUUUCAUUAGACGCCUUUAAUUUUUACAAUAAUCAUUUAACCUCCAUUGAGUUUAAUC